UUCCUCUGUUUCUCCGGUGACAACAUGGAUGUCCAAUUUGGUGGUCCGGCGGUGGCGGUUGCCGGUGGUCUUUCUUUCUUGUUUCUCAAAACUUUUCUGUCUCAUCAACGUGGUAAUCCCAAUCGUGUUCCUGAGGUACCAGGACUGCCAUUGUUGGGGAAUUUGCUUGAGCUGAAGGAGAAGAAACCAUACAAGACUUUUACAAAAUGGGCUGAAACUUAUGGCCCUAUUUACUCCAUUAAAACUGGAGCCACCUCCAUGGUUGUCGUUAACUCUAAUAAUCUUGCAAAAGAGGCCAUGGUGACCAGAUUCGACUCCAUUUCAACCAGAAAGCUUUCAAAGGCUUUAAGGAUCCUCACAGCUGAUAAAACCAUGGUGGCAAUGAGUGAUUAUGAUGACUAUCACAAAACUGUCAAACGCAACAUACUCACUAGUAUCCUGGGACCGGCAGCUCUGAAGAAGCAUCGGGUCCAUAGAGACACCAUGGCCGAGAAUCUUUCAAACCAACUUCAUGCGUUGGCUUCCAUGUCUCCUCACGAAGCUAUAAACCUCAGGAAAAUUUUCCAGUCUGAACUUUUCUCAUUAGCACUCAAACAAGCAUGGGGGAAGGAUGUCGACAGCAUUUAUGUUGGAGAUCUUGGAAUCACCAUGACAAGAGAGGAGGUGUUUCAGGUUCUGGUGCUUGAUCCGAUGAUGGGUGCCAUAGAAGUCGACUGGAGAGACUUCUUCCCUUAUCUGAAUUGGAUUCCCAAUGCCAGCUUCGAAAAGAAAAUAGAGCAAAUGUAUAUUCGAAGAGAGGCUGUGAUGAAGGCCCUGAUUCAAGAACACACAAAACGCAUAGAGUCCGGGGAGAAUCUGAACAGCUACAUCGAUUACUUGUUGUCAGAGGCACGACCAUUAACGGAGAAACAACUCCUGAUGUCACUUUGGGAACCAAUCAUCGAAACAGCAGACACCACUAUGGUCACCACAGAAUGGGCAAUGUACGAACUCGCGAAAAACCCAAAGAAACAAGAUCGUCUCUAUGAGGAAAUCCGAAGUGUUUGUGGGUCAGAAAAGAUCACAGAAGAGAAGUUGUGCCAGAUGCCAUACUUAUCGGCCGUUUUUCAUGAAACUUUGAGAAGGCAUAGUCCUGUUUCGAUAAUCCCAUUACGAUAUGUGCACGAGAACACCGUGCUUGGAGGGUACCAUGUUCCUGCUGGGACCGAGCUUGCAAUAAACAUUUAUGGGUGUAAUAUGGAGAGGGAAAUCUGGGAGAACCCGGAAGAGUGGAAGCCGGAGAGGUUUCUUGCGGAAAACGGACCGAUCGACCUGCAAAGAACGAUGGCGUUUGGAGGGGGGAAACGAGUGUGCGCCGGGGCUAUGCAAGCGAUGCUGAUUGCUUGUGUGUGUAUGGGUCGAAUGGUUCAGGAGUUCGAGUGGAGACUUGAUGAUGAUACCGGAGAAGAUGUGAAUACGCUUGGACUCACAACUCAGAAACUUAAUCCGAUGCGUGCUAUUAUAAAGCCCAGAAAAUAUUGAUUCCUAAAUUAAUGUUAUACAUAUUUUGGUUGUAAUGAGGUUCACAUGCAGACGACUCUCGUUGAUUCUUGAAUUAUAAUA
Messenger RNA from Cynara cardunculus var. scolymus (artichoke), 1602 nucleotides. RefSeq names its product ent-kaurene oxidase, chloroplastic-like. Gene Ontology annotation, molecular function: ent-kaurene oxidase activity; heme binding; iron ion binding. NCBI's taxonomy places the organism in Eukaryota, Viridiplantae, Streptophyta, Magnoliopsida, Asterales, Asteraceae. The transcript has 7 exons. The record is from RefSeq and is a predicted model, not a curated record. Bases 25 to 1521 code for a protein of 498 amino acids. Gene Ontology annotation, biological process: gibberellin biosynthetic process. Gene Ontology annotation, cellular component: chloroplast outer membrane; endoplasmic reticulum.